This is a messenger RNA of Xenopus tropicalis (tropical clawed frog), 558 nucleotides long. Its product is annotated as xenoxin-1-like. Lineage: Eukaryota; Metazoa; Chordata; Amphibia; Anura; Pipidae. The record is from RefSeq and is a predicted model, not a curated record. The transcript is spliced from 4 exons. Bases 162 to 413 code for a protein of 83 amino acids.
GCAGGUUUCAUUUCUAGCAUAACCAGAUAAAUAUUAGAGAGAUAAAGAUUUAGGAAGACAAAAAGCUUGGUGUCUACUCACAGUACCAUCUACAGCAGAAGCCCUGAAUUUUUCUAUCCCCUAACAGGAAUCUGUGAUUGGUUAAAGCUCUGUUGCACAAAAUGCGUUUCGCCAUCAUCUUCUUUCUUCUCUUUGUCAUUUCUGUUGGAAAUGCUCUGCGCUGUAUGAGACAAGCCAAGAAAAUGAGCGCCCCGCAGGAAUGUUCAAAGGCUGAAACCAAUUGUUUAACACAUGUAAUGAAAAAUGAUGUCUUAAAGUAUUGUGCCAAAAGUUCAGAGUGCACAUCCACUAAGGUGUUGGCUCUGCCUGCGGAGAAGGUUACGUGCUGCGACAAGGACAUGUGCAACGCCUGAGAUGAAUCUUCCAAGUGCAGUGCCAGGAUUUCCACUUGGUUUUUCUUAAACAUUGACCCCACCUACAUCUUUUUCUUUCAUUGUCCUCCUCUAUAGAUACUCUUUAGUCCCUUAAUGUCCAUUCAAUAAACAACUUUGCAAGAUA